Molecule: messenger RNA, 945 nt
Organism: Aspergillus terreus NIH2624
Lineage: Eukaryota; Fungi; Ascomycota; Eurotiomycetes; Eurotiales; Aspergillaceae
Exons: 4
Coding region: 1-945 (314 amino acids)
Source: RefSeq, a predicted model, not a curated record
AUGGAGGGUAUUUUGAUCCGUACUGAGGCGAGGAUCAAAAAGGCGUUGGAGAAGAUCAAAGACAAUGCCGUCCAUAAGGAGGUCGAUACUGUCUUUAACCUCGCGAGAAGCGAGAGCAAAAAGGCUAUUCAGACCCCGAACCUCCCUCAGUCCAAGAAGGAGAAACUUCCUCAUGUUGCCGUUACGACCCUCCAUCCCGACAAGAUCUGCUCAACGUUCAGGCUCAGGGCAGGAGGAGGAAAGAGCGCUUUGGAGUGCACCAAGGAUGAGAUGCGCAAAGUACCGGAGCACCUAAAAAACAUUCUCGCUGAUUACGGAGUUGCGACGAGUGGCUCCCCUCCAAACGAAGCCCUAAUGCGGUGCAGGAUCGAUGCGAUCUUAUUAACAUGCCUGGCUGCGCAGAAAAGGGCGAGCUCCCGGGAUUCCGGCUCCUCGAUACUCUCAGUUCAUCUCCAGUGCGAAACGGACAUGCUACUGCCAUGGAGAUACGAGGGUGAGCAAAAGGUGGUGUCGGGCAUAACAGACUAUUCCCUGUGGUACAAAGCGCCAGAGGAGAUGGAGUCCAAUCUUCUGGUCAUCGAGGCCAAGAAGAAGGGGACCGCCGGGGACUACCAAGCAUUAGCCUAUAUGGCGAUGCUCCACCAUGCACGGAAGGCUGUAAACAAGAAGGACUGCACCAUCUAUGGUAUUGCCACCGACAGCUUCGCUUGGACUUUCCUAUAUCUCGAUAACGACGGAAGGUACAGCAGAAUUGCUUACUUUUGGGACAAUGGCGACCAGGAUGUCAUCGUGUCCACAAUCCACAAGAUCAUCCGCCGAGCCGCGUCUCUGUCCAAGGAAGAGCUCCAGCGGUCCGCUACCGCUACUGGCAAGGGCCAAGGGGUGAAGAGGACUCUCAGCGGACAUAGCAAGUUGGAGGGAUUUUCUUUCAGGGGAAAGAAUUAG